ACAACACGACAAUCGACGCCGCCGACAACUCCCAAAAUCAAUCAAGAUGGGUGCUCUUAAAUAUCUCGAGGAAAUUCAGAAGAAGAAGCAAUCUGAUGUGCUUCGAUUCCUUCUCCGUGUCCGAUGCUGGGAGCUCCGACAAUUGAACGUCGUUCACCGUGCUUCUCGUCCAUCCCGCCCAGACAAGGCCCGCCGUCUCGGUUACAAGGCCAAGCAAGGAUACGUUAUCUACCGUGUCCGUGUUCGUCGUGGUGGCCGCAAGCGCCCAGUUCCAAAGGGUGCCACCUACGGAAAGCCAACCAACCAGGGAGUUAACCAACUCAAGUACCAAAGAUCCCUCAAGUCCACCGCUGAGGAGCGUGUCGGCCGUCGUUGCGCCAACUUGAGAGUUUUGAACUCCUACUGGAUCAACCAAGACUCCACCUACAAAUACUUCGAGAUCAUCCUCGUUGACCCUCAACACAAGGCCAUCCGUCGCGAUCCCCGUAUCAACUGGAUCGUCAACCCAGUCCACAAGCACAGAGAAUCUCGUGGAUUGACCGCCACCGGAAAGAAGUCCCGUGGUCUCGGAAAGGGUCACGGCUUCAACAAGACCACUGCUGGCCGCAGAAAGACCUGGAAGAAGCACAACACCCUCAAGUUGCAAAGAUACAGAUAA
Molecule: messenger RNA, 658 nt
Organism: Botrytis fragariae
Lineage: Eukaryota; Fungi; Ascomycota; Leotiomycetes; Helotiales; Sclerotiniaceae
Product: putative 60s ribosomal protein l15 protein
Exons: 4
Coding region: 47-658 (203 amino acids)
Biological process (GO): cytoplasmic translation
Cellular component (GO): cytosolic large ribosomal subunit; ribosome
Molecular function (GO): RNA binding; structural constituent of ribosome
Source: RefSeq, a predicted model, not a curated record